Molecule: messenger RNA, 3033 nt
Organism: Asparagus officinalis (garden asparagus)
Lineage: Eukaryota; Viridiplantae; Streptophyta; Magnoliopsida; Asparagales; Asparagaceae
Product: pentatricopeptide repeat-containing protein At5g38730
Exons: 3
Coding region: 75-1844 (589 amino acids)
Molecular function (GO): protein binding
Source: RefSeq, a predicted model, not a curated record
GAACCCGCUUUAGUGCUUCGCGCUGUUUCCUUUGAAAAUUUUCAAACGACUUGUGCUGUGAUUUCAAGUGACAGAUGGGUAGCUUGGUUUAUAGAGAGAAUCUACCUUCAUUCAUUCAAGGUGUUUGUGCAAAUGUCAUAAAGGGAAACAGGACCAAUCUACUAAGUACCCAAAUUGCUCAUUGCUUAACAAAUUCAGCUGUGAAUCAAAUUGUAAUAGAACUCUCAAAAGACACUGAUCUUUCAUGGGCUUUCUUCAAAUGGAUUCAAUCUCUUCCUCAUUACCACCACUCCCUUCAGUGCUCUUGGACGAUGGUUCAUCUCCUCACCAGGGAUAGAAAGUUCAAAACUGCUAGAGAAUUGCUGGAGAAAUUUGCGUCCAAUGAUUUUUCUUUGUCACCCGUGAUGUUAACUUCAUUGCUAGAUUCCCACAAUGACCCGGUUUCAACUACCCACGUACUGAGUUGGCUUGUAUUUAUGUACUCUCGGUCGAACUCUACUAAUUUUGCAAUUCAAACAUUUGAAAAAAUGAAGUUUAAUAGACUUAAGCCUGACCCACAUGCUUGCAGCGCUCUAUUGAGUGCAUUGGCUAAGGAUAGGCUUACAGCCACGGCAUGGAGAGUUUACGAUGAAAUGCGAAAAAUGGGGGUUUUCGCAAAUACCCACAUUUUUAAUGUCAUGUUACAUGUUUGUUACAAGUCCGGUGAUGUUGAAAAGGCUCAUAAGUUAAUUGGUGAAAUGGAGUUAAAGGGCGUGCUUCCUGAUUUAUUCUCUUAUAAUACACUUAUCUCAUUGUAUAGUAAGAAGAGCAUGCAUUAUGAAGCUUUGGGUGUUCAAGACAGAAUGAAGAGAGAAGGGAUCGAGCCUGAUAUUAUAACAUAUAAUUCUCUCAUUCAUGGGUUUUGUAGAGAAGGUAGAAUAAGAGAGGCAUUGAGGCUUUUUAGAGAAAUUAAAGGUGUAGAGCCUAACAAAGUGACUUACACCACUCUAAUUGAUGGGUAUUGUAGAGUAAAUGAACUCGAUGAAGCACUUAGACUAAAAGAAGAAAUGGAGGCUAAAGGAUUGUAUCCAGGGGUUGAAACUUUUAAUUCAAUUAUUCGAAAAUUGUGUGAAGAAGGGAAAAUGAAAGCCGCUAAUGAUCUCUUGAAUGAGAUGGAUGAGAGGAAGAUUGAGCCAGAUAAUAUCACUUGCAAUACCUUGAUUAAUGCUUAUUGUAAGAAGGGGAAUAUGAACUUUGCUUGGAAUCUCAGGAAUAAAAUGUUGGAAUCAGGAUUGAAGCUUGAUCAAUUCACAUACAAGGCUCUAAUUCAUGGAUUUUGCAAGGUACUGGAGUUGGAUGAGGCUAAGAAAGUGCUCUUUGAUAUGCUGAGUGCAGGAUAUUCCCCAAAUUAUUGUACCUACUCAUGGCUUGUGGAUGGUUAUUGCAAUCAGAAUAAUGAAGAUGCGGUAGCAAGCAUCCCGGAUGAGCUCUCAAAAAGAGGCUUUUAUGUCGACAAAUCAAUUUACAGGGCAUUGAUCCGAAGACUUUGCAAGCUAGGAUUGAUCGACUCUGCACAAAAAAUAUUUCUAAAUAUGCAAGGAAAGGGAUUUUCUGGUGAUUGUCUUUUAUACACUAGUCUAGCAUAUGGUUACUUAAGUGCAGGAAAGCCAAUUGCUGCUUCUGAGAUGUUAAAUGAAAUGGUUAAGAAGAAUCUAGUGAUAACUGCUAAAAUAUAUAAAUGUCUUAGUGAUUCUUAUAGAAAUGAAAAUGGCAUAUUGGAUAUGCUUUGGCAUCAUGCAACUGACAAAGGUUUGAUUGCAAAGAAUGUUUACAAGUUGAUGCAACAGGAUGGUACAAAUUUCUAAGUCGCAAGGGGAUCUUCUGGAUUUUAUCUCAUACUGGAAAUCUUUAGAAGCCACAAUUGUCACUGUGUUUUGGAGUGUCUUGGCUUACACUGUAAAUGGAUUGGUGAAACAAUCAAAUCAACAAGGUUAAGGCAAUUUCCUUCGGUCUAAAAUUUGCCUCACCGACACCUUUUACUUGACUAAGGUGAAAGCAUCACGGUCCAUACGAAAGUGUUGGCAAACAUAAGGUUCUAGAACUUCAAAAUCAUUCAUUUUGCUUCUUUAUCAUGGCUAAGAAAUUUUUCCAAGCAAGGGUUGAGAUCUUAACACCAUCUACUGAUCAGAAUAUUUUUGCAGCAUCGGUACGUACAACAUAUUGGUUGAUUGUAUGAUUGACUAUAUCUCCCGGAAAUUGCCUUAUGUAGGAUGCAUCAAACUCAACUCUGAUGGGUUACCCGUUCCACUAAGUAUUGUUUGGGACAGCGACUUUAUUAAUAAGUAAAUCAUGUUGAAUUGGUUACUGAGUUCUGAUAACCAAUUUGGUCGUCUCUUGGAAAGAUGCAAGUAAAUUAUGCAGCAGAUGAAGCUGAUAUGCCCUCAAUUAUUUGUACUUGCUGAUAUACUGUCGGUUAUCUGUACUUCUCCAACUUGGCUUUCUUAUGGUAACUGUCAUGAAGGGGCCUUCUUCAGUUUCUAAUUUGAGAUAGCAAAUGAUCAAAGUGUUUCCAUUUAGACGGGUACUUUCUUGGAUUGAGGGUUAUUGUUAAACUAGUUGGUUGCUGUGGUGAUGAUGAAGCUGGUCAUGGUAGCAGGACUGACCUAUAUUCAUUUCCUCAAGAUAUGUAAAGAUUAAAGCGGUUGCCAUUUCCAGAGGACCUUUCUUCAAGAAAGUCCUUUCGAGUUCGUGUCUUCGCUUCAUCAGGUGAUUUGGUAUCCUAACUUUACUCUGUUCUGCGAAGGAGCUGGUGGUACAAGAAAUGCAAUGCAAGCUGAACAGGUUCCACUAUGGACAGAUCGCUGUCAUUUGGUUUGCAGAACAAAUUCAACUUGUGUUUUCUUUCAUGCCAGCAUCAAGAGCUCAUCUAUUUUAUUAGUGCUAAUUUUUCCACUUUUACGGUGAAAUUCUGUACAGAGUUCGUCUCUAUCUUAGCAGAAUCUUUCAUUGAGAACAGUGAGAAAGUCUAUUUUUCCGUUGGAAUUUCAGGAAACA